AUGCCCGGGGAAAGUCCCAUCAGUGAGAAGAUACCGGCGACUGCCCUUGACCAUGAGCAAUCUGAAGACUCAAUUGGAAGACUGGAUCAUGGUCUUCGCGCUUGGACCGUCGUGAUUGGAGCAUGGUGCUGUCUAUUUUGCGCCUUUGGUUGGGUAAAUGCGAUUGGAAUUUUCCAAGAAUACUACCAAAACAACCAAUUGAGCACUUACUCAGCAUCGAGUAUUUCUUGGAUCUUGUCCUUGGAGCCGUUCGUACUUUUUGCGGCUGGGCUUGUCACCGGAAGACUAUUUGACAACUAUGGCCCCAAAUGGCUGCUUCUUGUGGGAACCUUUCUCCACGUCUUUGGCCUCAUGAUGACUUCCAUAUCAACGGAGUACUACCAAUUCUUUCUGGCCCAGGGUAUCUGCAGUCCUCUCGGGGCCAGCUUUGUCUUCUCGUCCGCGUUAUCAUGCACCGCAACAUGGUUUGAAAAGCGACGCGCCUUGGCUUUUGGCAUCGUUUCCAGUGGCUCAUCCUUGGGUGGUGUAGUCUUCCCAACUAUGCUAUCGCGGCUCUUGCCUCGCAUUGGAUUUGGCUGGUCACUUCGCAUCUCAGCAUUCAUCAUUCUCGCGCUGCUGGUCAUUGCGAACAUGACGGUUCGGUCGAGAAUCGCGCCUGUUCCGAGGAAGGUCACUCUCACGGACUACAUAGGCCCGUUCUCAGAGGUGCCAUUUGUGCUACUCAUGCUGGCAUCUUGUUGUGGGUUCUUUGCCAUGUUUGUUCCCAUCAACUACGUCAUUCUUGAAGCUCAAGAAGAUGGAGUCAAUCGUGAGAUAGCCGGGUACCUCUUGACAAUACUAAAUGCCGCCAGUCUUCCCGGUCGAAUCCUACCAGGAUAUCUCGGGGAUAAACUUGGACGGUUCAAUGUGAUGAUCGCCAUGUGCUCUUUAUCCGCCCUUGUUAUUUUAGUCCUCUGGCUCCCGGGUACCCUUCUUGCACCGGGUAGCGAAGCCAUCUACAUCGUCUUUAGUCUACUGUAUGGGUUCGCUUCUGGCGCAUUUGUUGGUAUGGUUCCCGCUUUAUUGGGCCAGAUCUCACCCGAUGUGACAAAAAUCGGUGUCCGUCAGGGGGUUUUGUUCGCAUGCAUCAGUAUUGCUUCGCUGACGGGAAGUCCCAUCGCUGGCGCAAUUCUGAGUCGGCAAAAUGGGGUCUACUGGGGCUUACAGGUGUUUGCCGGUGCCAUGAUGGUAGCUAGUGUCUUAUUCUUCACGGCCGCGAGAGGAGCUCUGACUGGGCUGUCUGUUGCAAAAAAGGUAUAG
Penicillium olsonii is the source of this 1299-nucleotide messenger RNA. The record is from the annotation of a GenBank genome assembly. NCBI's taxonomy places the organism in Eukaryota, Fungi, Ascomycota, Eurotiomycetes, Eurotiales, Aspergillaceae.